CUGUUUUUAAUUUAAGCUGUUUCGCUGCUAGACUGCAGUUCACUCGCAGAAGCCACCAGAGAGGAAGAAAUUCCCUCCUGGGGUGUUUUGGGGAGUGAAUUUUCUGUUUCUUUUCUUCCACAUUAAUGCUUGUUCAGGUUUGACUUCUAGUGGGCAGCGCUUCCCUUCCUUCUCUCUUAUAUGAACAAGUCCCCGCGAUCAUUUUCCGCUCGCUGUUACGACGUGGCUCACGAUGGAUUUAAGUAUAUAGAAGUGGGGAACGAUUUACAGCCACUAAAUUCGGAACAUUGAAUUAUCUUCAUGUACUGUCUCCUGCCCAGCGUAUUUUAUUAACCUGUUUUAUAUCGAUUAUGGUUUACUCGAUAUAGUGAACUAUAAGGAUAAAAAACGAGUUUGCCUGCUACAGACUUAUUUAGGAACGGAGGGCAGGGAGCGUAUAGAGAACCAAAUACAGCUGAAUUCUCUUUGGGUGCCCCUGAAUGGGAAUGUGUGAAAGCUGAAGGCACAGCAUGAGAGCUAAUUGACCGAAGGGGCUUCUGCACUAUGAGAAGGUGGGAGUAGUAAAUUUCCUCAUUCCUUUGGAUUUUCCUGGAGAUCUGUCCCCUUUUUUUCUCCUUGAUAUAUAGGAUAUCAUGUCUCAGGAAAGUCAGCAUGGGAAAUGGACAUUGUCCAGUAGUGAAGAUGAGUUAGCUGAUUCUGAGAAGCCUUCUACCUCUGUGAAGCAGACAGGCCAGGAAAGUAAAAAGAGUGGCCACUCUCACUCAGAGGCAAGGAAAGCUGCUCAAAAGAGAAAAAUGUCUCCUCUGAAAUAUGUAGCUGGAAACUUUCCACAGGAGGCGGCUUCAGAUCAGAAAUUUUCCCGGGAAGACUUUGGCUGGUGUCUUUCCAGUAGUGAAGAUGAGGAUCUUAAAACCUCAAGUGGAAAUAGAGAUGCAAUAACUACAGUCAGAAAAGCAGAGAGUGGUACGUCCACGGAGCUACCGACAUCCUGUAAGAUUUCAUCAAGUCACAAGUCUGCAGAGCCAUCUGAAGUGCAGGACACAUGGGAUCUGUUGAAUGGGCAGAACCCUUUCAGAUUCUUCCUCACUAAAGUCAAAGGAAUUAAGUCAAAGUACAAUUCUGGAGCCCUUCAUAUAAAAGAUAUUUUAUCUCCUCUUUUUGGAACUCUUGUAUCUUCUGCUCAGUUUAAUUAUUGUAUAGAUGUGGAAUGGCUGGUCCAACAAUAUCCAAAGGAAUUCAGGGACAAACCUUUAUUAAUAGUCCAUGGAGAGAAGCGAGAAUCCAAGGCUGAGCUACAUGAAGAUGCUCACCCUUAUAAAAAUGUUCGUUUAUGCCAGGCAAAAUUGGAUAUUGCCUUUGGAACCCACCACACGAAAAUGAUGUUGUUGAAUUAUGAAGAAGGCCUUCGAGUGGUGAUACAUACAUCCAAUCUUAUUGAUGAUGAUUGGUACCAGAAAACACAAGGAAUAUGGCUAAGUCCUUUGUAUCCAAGAUUGCCUCCUGGGAGUGCUGAGUCUGAUGGUGAAUCUCAUACAAAUUUUAAAUCAGAUCUCAUCAGCUAUUUGAUAUCUUAUAAAUCGGCUAGUCUGAUGGAGUGGGUUGAAAUAAUUAAGCAACAUGAUCUUUCAGAGACAAGAGUAUAUCUUAUUGGGUCAACUCCAGGUCGAUACCAAGGUAAUGCAAAAGAAAAUUGGGGUCAUCUUAAACUGAGAAAGCUUCUGAAGGAACAUGCAAGAAAAAUACCUGAUCAAGAUUCUUGGCCUAUAAUAGGACAAUUCUCAAGUAUUGGAUCAAUGGGAGUUGAUCAGUCCAAAUGGCUGUGUUCAGAAUUUAGAGAAAGUUUGGGGAGUUUAGGAAGCAAUUUGAAGACUCCUCCAAAUGAAAUUCCUAUCCAUCUGAUUUAUCCAAGUGUCGAAAAUGUGAGACAGAGUUUAGAAGGUUAUCCAGCUGGAGGUUCUCUGCCAUAUAGUAUACAAACUGCACAAAAGCAGCCUUGGCUACACUCUUAUUUCCACAAAUGGUCAGCUGAAACUUCAGGUCGUAGUCAUGCAAUGCCACAUAUUAAAACUUACAUGAGAGUCUCCUUGGAUUUCCAGAAGAUUGCAUGGUUUCUAGUGACAAGUGCCAAUCUUUCCAAGGCUGCUUGGGGAGCUUUUGAGAAAAAUGGCACCCAGCUGAUGAUCCGAUCAUAUGAACUAGGAGUUCUGUUCCUGCCUUCAGAGUUUGGCUUGAAUACAGAGUAUUUCCAAGUAAAGGAAAACAUGUUUGCUAAUACAUCAGUAUUGUCAUUUCCUGUUCCUUAUGAUCUGCCCCCUGAAAAGUAUGAAAACAAAGACCGCCCAUGGAUUUGGAAUAUUCCUUAUAUCAAAGCUCCUGAUACACAUGGCAAUAUGUGGGUUCCAAAAUGAAUAGUUUAAAGUAAUUCUGAAUCUUUAUUCAGAAUCAUUUGAAUAUUUGUCAGAUUUUAUGCUUUAUAUCUGUACAUUUUAUUAUAUAUCUGUACACUUGAAAAAAUUCUUUGAAUAAAAUAAAAGAUUUUGGGUUAUUAUUACUAACAACAUUUUUUAAAAAAAUAACUGCUUUGAAGAUUAGCCGUACUAAAUCUCAUGAUAAAUCAUACUUUUGAAAUUACAUAUAUGUAGAUGGUCCUUGUUUAGUGACCUUAAUUGGGAUUAGCAAUUUAGUCAUUAAGCGAAGUGGUCACUAAAUGAAAUAGCUAAUAAUCUUAUGAUUUUACUUCAUCUUUCCUUUGCUUUUACAGACCUGCCAAGUCAUAAAUACGAUGAUCAUAAAGUUCUUUCAUUUCUAACAGAAUAUUUUUCAUCACUGUCAUAACUGUAUGGUCAUUAAAUGAGGCAAUUGCUAAACAAGGUCUACCUGUAAAUUAGAAAAUUUUGAAAUGGCCAUGUCAGAUAGUUGUCUUUUUUUAGCCAGAAUAACUUUAAUUUUUUUAGGGAGAGUUUUGUAAAAUUCUGAACAUGAUAAAAGAGAAUGUUUACAAACAAUUGAAAUAAACUACCCAGCUGUUAGCAAUUAAAAAUGAAAUUAUAUUUUUCUUUUUUUGCAAAUAUUCAUGUGAUACUUUUGUAUAAUUUCUGCAAUGUCUUUAUUUUGCCUUUAUCUUUCUCAAAAACUGUAUAUUGUUAUAAGCAUAUAGUAUAAAACAUAAUUUGGUGCUAUUGCAAUGAUAUAAAAAUAUCAGACAUUCUAAUUAGAAAACAAAAACUUGUUUCACUGAUUUUUGAAAUCAUAUAUUUUGUAUUCUUUUACUAGCUCUAUAAAUUCUCAAAAUUUCAAUAUUUAUUUAUAUAUUUAUUGUGAGCCAAAAACAUGCAUCUGGGCAGAGUACAACAGAGAAUUAAAAAGAAAAAGCAGUAAAUAUAUAGUCAUAAUUAAAACUAUAAAGUAUCAUGAGCAGAGAUAAUGAUAUGCUAUAGCAACCAGGAUUUGAUGGGGAUUCCAGUUCAUUCUACAAUUCAUAAGAAUGUCAUGGGUCAUAUAGAUAUAAAACUAAUCCUUUCAUUUUAUUUUUUUAUUGCUUAUAAAACUGAAUUGUUGGUUUCCAUUCAAAGGCUGUAACUGAGUCUAUCACCAUAGCGCUGGUUGUCUUCUUUUUCCUUCCAGUUUUCCUUUACAUUCUUCACACUAGGUCUUCACACAAUCUAUCCAGAAUAGGAUAAUUUGAACCUAUUGUGCCUCAAUAAAGAACUUUGGAUUGAUUUA
Messenger RNA from Pantherophis guttatus, 3723 nucleotides. It is a transcript of the gene TDP1, whose product is annotated as tyrosyl-DNA phosphodiesterase 1. Gene Ontology annotation, biological process: DNA repair. Gene Ontology annotation, molecular function: double-stranded DNA binding; single-stranded DNA binding; 3'-tyrosyl-DNA phosphodiesterase activity. NCBI's taxonomy places the organism in Eukaryota, Metazoa, Chordata, Lepidosauria, Squamata, Colubridae. Gene Ontology annotation, cellular component: nucleus. The record is from RefSeq and is a predicted model, not a curated record.